UUACAGCUUGGCUCAUCCUCUUCUGUGCCUUUCACAUCUAUUUUUUCUCAGCUUUUUAUGACUGUUGUGGUUCCUCUCAUUAUUGGACAGAUUGUCCGAAGAUUCAUCAAGGAUUGGCUUGAAAGAAAGAAACCUCCUUUUGGUGCUAUCAGCAGCUGUGUGCUCCUCAUGAUCAUCUAUACAACGUUCUGUGACACGUUCUCAAACCCAAAUAUUGACCUGGAUAAAUUCAGCCUUGUUCUCAUACUGUUCAUCAUAUUUUCUAUUCAGCUGAGUUUCAUGCUUUUAACCUUCAUCUUUUCAACAAGGAAUAAUUCGGAUUUCACACCAGCAGAUACAGUGGCUAUCAUUUUCUGUUCUACACACAAAUCUCUCACAUUGGGAGUUCCAAUGCUGAAGAUUGUGUUUGCAGGCCACGAGUAUCUCUCUUUAAUAUCUGUGCCGUUGCUCAUCUACCACCCAGCCCAGAUCCUCCUGGGAAGUGUGUUGGUGCCAACAAUAAAGUCAUGGAUGGUGUCAAGGCAGAAGGGAGUGAAGCUGAUGAGGCCAACAGUAUAACGAAGGAGACGCACUUUCUGUAGCAAUGUAUAUGUGUACAGGAUUGUACAUACGAACAGUUCUGAGAACUUGUACUUGUGAAUGUUGCUUCGAUGCAUAUUUUAUUUUUUUACACAAAAAUAUGAUAUACCUGUUUAAGUGCCUUAAAAUGUAUUUGACAAGAGCAUAAUUUCCAAAACAUACUUCGUUGGUUUCUGCCAGGGGUGGUACAGUAUUUUGGAGUUAAUUUUUUUUUUCCUAACACAGGAAACAGUCAUAGUAAGUGACAAAAAAGCAAACAUGCUUUCCCUGCACCACCUUUUGUGCAAUACAGCUCUGUAAUAGUUACUGUAAUGUUUGAAAUGAGGUCACACCGUCAGGAAGAUGCCCUUCUGAUGACAGUGAAAAUUUCCAAAGGCUUAUUCACGCGUACUUUGAUUUACUGUGUGACUCUUUUUUCUACAACUGUGACAUGCCUCUUCCCUAUCAACUCAGCAGGGGUCAUAGAUCGAAUAGAUGCUGGAAAGCAUAUGAUAUUUGCAUUCCUUGACAUCAUUUUUUUUCGACAUUCCUUCAAAUAGUUUCCACACAGAAAUUUCUCAGUCCCAUUAUAAGAGAGUGUGGUGUUAUAAGUCUUAAAUUUAUUAUAAGCUGCUUCAAAGAAACGGCCUGAUGUUUGAGUUAUGAGGGAAGUGCGUGAAGUUUUGAGGUAAACUACAGGAUUUAGUUUGGGGAGAUUUUAAAUUAUAUCUCAAUAUGUUUUUCGUCUUUUUUCUGUAAUUUCUUUCUUACCUGUCUUCUAAUACAUUUGCACACUCAUAACAGCCAAAUGUGAGACACAAAUAUGUUGCAGACAGUUUGAGAACAGUGACAAGUAAUGAUGUAUUAAUACCCACAUUCCACACUGGGACCAAAUUUUUUUUCCUGUUACACAGAUGCGCUAAGCACUUUCCAGUAUGCCCCUUUUUGCCAGAAGCAGCCUAUUACAUCCCUGAAUUAAGCACACUUAAGGCACUUGAGACAAUUUAUUAAAGAGAAUUGAAAUGUUUGUAACAUUUUUUAAAAAAUUAAAUCAUAUUGCUCCUGUGAAUAUAUGAAAAUAUAAAGGUCAUAGAUACAAACAAAUGUUACAUAUACACAUUCUGUCUAGCCAGAUGGAAAGAAAAACGGGCACAGAAAAUGCAAAACUGUUCGUUAACCAAAAUAUCAGGUAAAAUUAGUUCCUAACUGGGCAUCAGCUUUCAAAGGAG
Messenger RNA from Galeopterus variegatus (Sunda flying lemur), 1787 nucleotides. It is a transcript of the gene SLC10A7, whose product is annotated as solute carrier family 10, member 7. Gene Ontology annotation, cellular component: plasma membrane. Lineage: Eukaryota; Metazoa; Chordata; Mammalia; Dermoptera; Cynocephalidae. Bases 58 to 558 code for a protein of 166 amino acids. The transcript is spliced from 6 exons. The record is from RefSeq and is a predicted model, not a curated record.